Pochonia chlamydosporia 170 is the source of this 516-nucleotide messenger RNA. RefSeq lists its product as hypothetical. Bases 1 to 516 code for a protein of 171 amino acids. The transcript has a single exon. NCBI's taxonomy places the organism in Eukaryota, Fungi, Ascomycota, Sordariomycetes, Hypocreales, Clavicipitaceae. The record is from RefSeq and is a predicted model, not a curated record.
AUGACAGAAUAUCCAGAGUCAGAUGUUCGGCAGCUUAUAGCCCAGGCAAGUGAGUGGUUGUUGAACUUGGAAGAGAAAUACGCCACAAUGCCACACCUGAACAUGAGAAUGAAACGAUGGGAAAGAGACAGUUGCAGCAACGACAAAAGGUCGAGACUCUGUCCCCCCCCCCUUCUCCCCCCAAAAAAAGCAGCAAAUAAAGGACGAAAACGAACAGGAAACACAACCAAAGGCUGUAUAACUAACAUGAUGCGCGUUUCUAAAGUGAUGUCGUUACGUGUCGUCAUAGGUCGUUGCAGAAUAGAAAACAAACAAAAAUUCCAGACCAUCGCUUUUGUCUGCAAGAUUGUGUCGUCUGAACCUCUUUUCAUCCUUCUCUUACCUCAUUCAAGUCGUAAAGUAGACGGUUGCCAUGGAAGAAUUUGCCUUUUCUACCUCUGGAAUGCCGUGAAGCUUUUCAACCGUUGUGUAUCAGAAAGUGAGUGGCCAUUCCGAGGCUCCUCGCGGCUGGCAUGA